Messenger RNA from Gallus gallus (chicken), 1605 nucleotides. RefSeq names its product extensin-like. The record is from RefSeq and is a predicted model, not a curated record. Lineage: Eukaryota; Metazoa; Chordata; Aves; Galliformes; Phasianidae. The transcript has 2 exons. The coding region runs from base 81 to 1439 and encodes 452 amino acids.
GGGGGGGGGAUUUUUUUAGGCAGCCUGCUCGUGGGAAAGGGCCCCAUCCAUCCCUCCUUUCCUGCUCACUGCCCCACUGCAUGCGUCCCCCCCUCACCUUGGGAUGCACGAACCUCAGACCCACAGAUGCUGCCUGGGGCUGGGAUCCUAACCCUAAUCCCGGCCAGACCCCAGAUCCCAAACCUCCUACCCCAAACGUCAGUGCUCCCACCCCCAGAUCCCAAACAUGCCACCCCAAAAUCCCAAAGCUCCCAUCCGAAACCUUACACCCCCAAAUCCCAAACCUCCCACCAAAAAUCCCAAACCUCCCACCCCAAAAUCCCAAAGCUCCCAUCCGAAACCUCGCACCCCCAAAUCCCAAACCCCUCACCCCCAAUCCCACAUCUGCCCCACACCUCCUACCCCCAAACCCAAAACUUCCCACCCAAAUCCCAACCUCCUACCCCCAAAUGCCAAACCUCGCACCCCAAAUCCCAAAUAUCCCACUCUCAAAUCCCAAAUAUCCCACCCAAGACCUCCUACCCCAAAUCCCAAAGCUCCCGUCCCUAACCUCUUACCCCCAAAUCCCAAACCUCCUACCCUCAGAUUCCAAACCUCUCACCCCAAUGCCAAACCUUCUACCCCAAAUUCCAAAUCUCCUGCCCCAAACCUCCCACCCCCAAAUCCCAGAGCUCCCACUCCAAUCCCAAACCUCCCACCCCAAAUCCCAAACCUCCCACCCCACCCUCCCACCCCAAAUCACAGCCCUAGAGGGGUCAGAGAACUCUACAGCUGGAUUCCAAACCCCAAAGCACCAACUCCAGCUCCCAGAGCUCCCACCCCAAUCCCAAACCUCCCACCCCAAUCCCAAACCUCCCACCCCAAAUCCCAAACCUCCCACCCCAAAUCACAGCCCUAGAGGGGUCAGAGGAGACCUCUACAGCUGGAUUCCAAACCCCAAAGCUCCAACUGCAGCUCCCAGAGCUCCCACCCCAAUCCCAAACCUCCCACCCCAAAUCCCAAACCUCCCACCCCAAAUCACAGCCCUAGAGGGGUCAGAGGAGACCUCUACAGCUGGAUUCCAAACCCCAAAGCUCCAACUGCAGCUCCCAGAGCUCCCACCCCAAGCCCUCUUUGCGGGACCCCCCCCCACCCCCUCCCUGGGGUUUAUCAUUGCUCUGCAUCUGUUUCCACGCCACUGGAACCCCCCCAGGUGCCAGCAUUGGGGACCCUACCCCACGUUUCACCCCAUACCCCCCCUCCCGGAUCAGGAUCCCCCCCCCCCCAGCCCCCCUAUUGCAGGGACAGCCCCGUGCCACAACGCGUCCCCCCCCCAGCCCCUCACUGGGGCCACUGCCACUAUUUAUUGUGCCGCCCUGAGAGCAGAGCCCGGGGACAGCCCUAUGCCCCAACCUAAGGGGGUGAGGAGGGGAGGAGGUGGAGGGGGGGGGGGGGUCUGAGCUGCCCCCCUCCCCCAUUUUGGGGUCAGGCCGGUGGGCGGUGUGGUACUUCUCUUUUGUAAAGUGGUUUCUUUGUACUGGUCAUUGACACCCCCGCUUCUUCGGUUCCUCCACCAUCUCUGUGACGUUUCUGUGUCCUGUCAAAUAAAUUAUUCUAGUUUAUUAA